GAGUUAAAUGACUCUCAAGCACUAAGCCUAAGCCAAAUGAACCUGCAAGGUAAUUAUGAUGUGAGAGUACGCUCAAUGGAGUCUCAAGUCCUCCAAAUCAAAGAUACCGAAAAUAUCCCGAUACGGUUUGACAACAACGAAACUAAUUUCACAAUCACCAUAACGAACCCUGGUCCAUGUGGCGAGAAAUCUAUGAGUUUGAUAAACGCGUCAAAUUGUAGAGGAAUAUUUAAGGAGUUUCAAUCUUCUCACUGGUUUUCUCCAACCCAAGAAGCCUUACUGAUUGCAUUUUAUUGUAUGGCUAUUAUUGUUGGUAUCCUUGGCAAUGCGAUCGUUGUGUAUAUUGUGCUCAAAUUCAAGCACCUUCAUGUUCCUAGAAAUUUUUUGAUAUUGAAUCUCUCGCUCUGUGGCAUCAUUAUGUGUCUGGCAUGUAUGCCAUUUUCUUUAAUUCGACUCACAUUAAAAAACUGGGAACUUGGUGACUUUUUAUGUCGUUUGAGUCCAACGUUACAAACUAUUGACGUAUUUGUUUCUACUUUUACAAUUGUUGCCAUAGCUGUUGACAGGUACUCGGCUAUAGUCUGUGCCUCAAGAGAAGCCAGUAAUAGGAAAUUGGUGUAUUACUCUAUAAGUCUCAUUUGGCUAUCUUCGAUCAUUCUGUGUGUACCGAUGAUGAUGUUUCACGAAGUACAAGAGGUGUAUCCAGAAGGAAUAAAUGUUCAGCUUUAUAAAAUCUGUAUGGAAGUUUGGCCAUUCGAUUGGAUGAGAAAAUCUUAUACAACAUGCGUGCUGCUGAUACAAUAUGCAGCUCCCCUCGCAAUUAUUUCAGUAUUGCAUGGUAAAAUUUGUCAGUUCCUACAGGUAAGGAUUAAAAACAAUCCUAGGACUGACCUAGAAAUGGCUAGAGUAUUGCGGGAUAUAAAGCGACAAAGAAAAAAUAUGCUUCUUCUGACGGGGAUAGCCGUAUCAUUUGCCGUCGCAUGGCUUCCACUUACUGUUCUUAACACCCUUGCCGACUACGACUUCCGGCUGUUUCUAAAUAGAAAUUUUAAUCAUGCCUACGCAUACUGCCUUCUUGCUGCGAUGUGCUCUGCUUGCUUGAAUCCAAUCAUCUAUGGCUGGUUCAAUUCAAAUUUUCGGAAAGCCUUCUUACUAGUUCUGUGCUCAAUAAGACAUUCUGUAACGGAUUUCACGGAAAUGGCCACAAUAAAAAACGAUUCCAAAGGAAACAGCCAUCAGCCGUAUCGGUUUUACAGCAGUCUACGUUUAGAUUCAGCAGAUCAUGUAGCAACGUGUCGAUCAAUAUCAAGUAGAUCGGCUUCUAAAUCUAGCAGCCAGCAUAGUAUAGCAAGUAGCAAAUCCGGCAUCUCCAGAAAUCAAGCAUGUCACUCACCCGCUUUGGAAACUAUACAGUCUCAAGCAAGUGAAUAAAGUUCAUAUUAUACAACAAACACGCACAUGUUGACAAAUAAUUUAUCUAUAUCAUGAAAAAUAUUUGCUUUGAACAUUUCUUUAUGUAACAACAGAAUAGAUUAUAACAAAGUUCGUCGGAAAAAGUGUGUGGUGAACAGUAGCGUUUAUAUAUUAAACAUAUUAUUGAUAGCACAAUGUCAUAUUAAAACAGAUUCACCGAAGAUUGAUCAAUGGAAUUCUGUGAAAAUCUAUGAUGUUUUGUUUAGACAACCACUAAAACCGGUAUAAAGGUCAUAACAAUGUUAACGCAAGACGUGCUUCAUAGUAGAGAUUAAGUAAAUAUAUUUAUAGAUUGUUUAUAUAUGUAUUUACAUAUGUAUGUUGAUAUCUUGUUUCUCACUAACUUUUGAGAGCGUAUGAGGUAAGUUAAAGAAAUUAAUAAAGAAAAUAACAUUUGUGAAUUGUUACCCAUUUAUUGUAUCUAAUUCCGUCUGGAAUCAAGACGGAAGCUUUUUAUAUGGCAUUGAAUAUUCUUCAGUUAGAAGAAUUACGGUGUAAAUCAAAAAUGUUUCCUUCUUACCUGUCUUUUAUAUGAUUGAAGAUAGAGGAGUCAUUUAAAUUGAUAUACCUAUUGCACAGGAGGCAAUGAAAUGUUUAUCUUUCUUUAUUACUAUGCCUGCAUGAUUGUUUGUUUCUGCUAAAGGUUAACGUUACUUUAAAAUGUUAGAAUAUUUAUUAAUUCAUGAUUGUUUUUAUUUAGUUUACUUAUUGCUUUAUGUAUAGCAUUGAAAGAUUGAGUGUUAAAAAUAUUUUCAAAUUUUUAUUUAUUACCUAUUGUAUAAGCAAAUUAUGUGUACAAGAAGAUUAUUCUGCUGUAUGUUAUUUGACUCUAGAAAAAUAAUUAUUAGUUUAUUGUUUUAUAGAUAAUAAAUGCUUUGUUGUUCAAACUCUGAUAUUACUUCAUUCGCAAAUUGGAUUGAUAUAGGUAAAGUGGGAAUUACUUCAUUCGCAAAGUGGAUCGAUAUAAGAAUAGCUGAUAUAAUUUUUAUAUCUAAUUUUUAUAUAUUUUUUUUAUAGUUAUAACAUUAAAGAAUAAAUAAAGAUAUUUUUAUUCGAAAGAUAAAGUUUCAAUCAUAAACACAAACAUAAUAUCAACAAUGAAGUGUCAGAAAGCGAGACACAAGCAUUUUAUUGGAACAUUACCAACAUAGUGUUAUUACAUUCAAAGCAGCGUGUCGCUGUCAAUUUAAACAUUCAAGGGGAACACAAACUAUAAACAUUAAAAACAACAGGGAAAAUAUCAUGAAACGGCAGUAUUCUCCUUUAUGUCUCCACCUUUAAUAUUAUCUAUGAUUACUAAAGUCACAUGAAAUAUCGUCAUAACCAAGAACUCAAUUAUGUUUUUAUCCUGAAAUAUACUGGAGAGUUACAGCUAAUUUUGAUGUCUUAAUUAUCUUUCUACAAAACCAUCAAAAUGUGGAGGAAUAUACAUUCAUCAUUUUAUAACAUACUAAUACAAAUAUUUUAAUAAAUGAUAUACACAUUACAUACUACCUUGCCUUGAUAAAAUCAAAUCACAUUUUAACAAGCAUGUUUGUAGGCUGAAGGAUAAAAGACUCACAGAACGUAUACGAACAUGCUAAUUCGUACAUAUCAAUCUAACCAAAUGUACUACAAACCUAAGAAAACGUUCUAAAGAUAAAAUAAUGCACGUAGAUCAUCUCGUUACAACUGAUUAUAAUCAAUACACUUCAAAUAAAACUCUUACUAACCAACAAUGACAGUUUUGCGUUAGGACAAAAGUACUCAUAUUUACGAUUUACGAUGCCAUAUUUCUGGUUUUUUUUUGUUUGAAAUGUAGGAUCGUUAGGUAAAUUUCAUUAAUCAUUUACAUGAUGAAUUUUGUUUCAUAUUUUAUAUUGUUCGAUGCCUCAUUAGGAGGGUAAUGCCAAAUCAUUUACAAUUCAGGUCACGUUUUCUCAUAAAAUCAACUGUUUGAUUAACAGAAACUAAAUGUGUAAAGGUUUAACCCAUGAAGCUGUGAUGUACAUGACAAACAAAAUUGUUAGACAUAGGAAAAUACAUGUACACAUAUUAAUAUGCCAGAAAUAAGUAUUGUGAAACUUUCGUAUACCUCAUAUUGUGAAG
This is a messenger RNA of Ruditapes philippinarum (Manila clam), 3561 nucleotides long. RefSeq names its product neuropeptide Y receptor type 1-like. Lineage: Eukaryota; Metazoa; Mollusca; Bivalvia; Venerida; Veneridae. The record is from RefSeq and is a predicted model, not a curated record. Bases 37 to 1431 code for a protein of 464 amino acids. Gene Ontology annotation, cellular component: membrane. The transcript has a single exon. Gene Ontology annotation, biological process: G protein-coupled receptor signaling pathway. Gene Ontology annotation, molecular function: neuropeptide Y receptor activity.